GUAGCCUGAGACGCAAAAAGAGAAGUGAAAGAGGAGCUUGUGGAUCAACAGGCAUUCUGACAAUUUUGUUGCGUCCUGUGCCUCACACUUGGAUUUGUGGAAGCUCUAUGAAGAAUGGAAGUGACUCCGGUUACUUUCCAGUCAGGACAACUUGCUGUCAUGUGGAUGUACUUCAGCUGCCUUUUGUUGUUGAUGCUCUAAACAUGGCAAGUCUCUCAGCACGGAGCCCGGGGAAGCUGUCUGCAGAGGAUUAUCAGCACCAAAAAAUGGAAAAACUUUAUGUGUGAAAGAGGAGAAACUCCAGCAAAGAUGAAUCCAGAAUCUCUGGACUCGUCCAUCCAGAGCGCCCUCUCGGCCCUCUUUCCGCCUUUUGAUGCCACGGCGCCCAUUGUCCUUAGCCAGCUGUUUCGCACUAUUGAGGAACGUUACCACGGUGAUGCGUUACAGUGCCUGCUGGACUUCCUCAUCCCCUCCAAACACCUGCUGGAGAGUGUGCAACAGGCAGCAUGUGCUGGAUUCUCUGAUGUGGUUUUCCGCUGUGAAGGCUGGCCCCUUUGUCUCCAUGACAAAACUGUCAUCCAGUUGGCUCCUGUGAACCCUCUGCUGCUGCGUCCUGGAGAUUUUUAUCUGCAGGUGGAACCUUUCGGGGACCAAGCCGCUCGCAUCGUCCUCAAAAGUCUUCUGGAGGAGGGCUGUCGAGAAGUGGAGGAGACUCCAGUCCCUGAGACUUCCUACCCGUGCAUUUUCACCGAAGAAUGGCUGCAGGACCUCAAUGAAGGGCGGCGUGGGACUCCUCUGUCACGCUGCUUACUUUGCACUGAUCAAGGAGUGAUCAAGUUAGCCUGGGCUGAAAUCGCCAUCCCUGAGUUCUUAGACAAGCCUAAAAUGAUACGCGCAUAUCGGGAAGCUCCUCCUGAACCGAAACAGACUUCAGUUCCUUCCCAUUUCAACUCCUCCACCCUCCCAGUGGAAACCAUUUUUCUUCCCUCGAAAGACAGGAUGUCUGAUUCUUUGAGACCUGCAGGCUCUUCUUCCAAACUCAUCAAAAUGGACCAGGCAAGACGACUUCCAAAGUCCUGCUCCAAACCUUUAAUCAAACCAGUGGGUUGGGUUUCUCCCAACACCUGGGACAGACCCAGCUAUCGAGAGAUCGAAGGGGAUUAUGUAGACCUGGUGGAUGUCGCCAAAGAGAAGGACCAACCAAUUCCACCAACCGCAGUUUCAUUCAAACCAGUCAGACCUCCUCCACCUGUACCACUUGGGAAUCCCUUUGGACUCACGCUGCAGUUUGCAGAGGGGCCAUGUAUACCGUGCUGCCAGAAACAGCUGGGGCAUGAGCACACUGAGGAAGACUUGAAGUGUCGCUAUAGGGACUCGUAUGUAGCAGCACUGAGAAACCCAGUCCCUUUUGAAAGAGGGAGUGUAGACCUCCUGACUGCCCUGGAGGAGGUUGGACUUGGAGAAGAGGUAGAAAAAAUGUCUAAGGGUGCAUUUGAUGCGAAAAAACAUGAACUUGGAAACCUUUGUAAUCCCUGUAACAAACCCAUGAUGAGUGAUGAGCUCUGCCAAUACAGACACAAGCGUGAAAUUAAACCAGAAAUCCCUGCACACCAUCUCAAAGACCCACUUCCUACAGGUUGUGAACCGCAAAACCUAAUGAAGGAACCACCCGUGGUCUUAAAAUCCACACCUGGUUUGAGCUACAGUCAGAAACUUCAGAUGAAACUUAUCUCCCACAAAUCAGGAUAUAACCCUACUGCACAUCCAGUGUCAGAAGAGUUUUUGGUGAACUGUCAUGGCGACCUUAAGCCAAAUGAAAAUGUAGAGGUUGUGAAGCCAUCAGGGAAACACAAAGUAAAGGUCAGGUCUCUGUCCACAGUGUCAGAAACCUCUAAAGGGAGUCCACCUCUCUACAAGCUUAACAACAGGAGCAACAGUGAUAUCUGCCCUGAAACAAUCAGCAGCAUGAUGCAAUGUAAGAGAGGGGAAAUGUUGGAUCAGGUGACUCAGAAGCUGGACCGGAGGAAGUCUCCUAAAAAAGACUCUCAGUCAUGUAGGAGUGAUACUCCCCCCACUACAGAUGGACCGGACUCACAGCUCCAUAAUUCGAAGACAGAAAAACCAUCUUCUCCAGCAGUUCGAAAUCUGUCUGCAAGUUCUGACUCGACACACUCCCUACAAACAGAACAAUCGAGUUUCAGCCACAUCAGUGGUCUGCUUGAACUGGGCAUUGUUUGUCUGCCAGGCAGCAGGGACAGGACAGGCAGGGCAGUGGUGGAGGUCCAUGCUGGAAGACAGGAGUGGAAAUCCCCUCUUGUGUCUGCCCAGAGUCUUUGUGAACUACUGCUCUACUUACACUCCAUACUAAGGAAAGAAGUUCAAGAAUUGGGAAUGACGUUGGUCAUCAAUGCCAGGAAAAAGCCUCCCUCACUUCAUUUCUACAAAGCUCUGCUGAUGGCCCAGGAGCAAGCUCUCCAUGCUGUCCACAGUCUCGUGAUGCUGGUAGAUAAAGACACUUGUCCUCGACCUGAAAAACAGCCAGGGUUACAGAUGGACACGGUGUCAUCCAUGAAAGCCCUCAACAAGACAGUGGAGGCCUCACAGCUGACCUCUGACCUGGGAGGGACCUUCACUUACAGUCACACAGAUUGGCUGCAGUUCCAUCAGAGGCUGCUGUCUUUCAUGACUGACCUGCGGGGGGCAGACUACUUGUUGCAGAAGGCCAUCAAGAAGGUGGAUGGCAGCAAAACAAUGGACUCUCCACAGGAGGUGCAGCAGUGCAUCCAUGAACAGAGGGCCUCGAUGAAAGAGGUGCUGGAAGACACUCGACUGGUCACUCUGCAGAGGGAGGGAGGGGCUUUGCUCGCCAGAAUGAGAAAAGAGGAGUUCAGGUUCCCACAGUCUGAAGACUACAGAGAUGCUCUGGAGGCAGUGACCAGUCUGUAUAACCAGGUGGAGGAGAAGCUUCACACACUGGUGAUGAGAUCAAACGAGUCUCUGCAGCAGCUGGAGUUCCUCUUCAGACUCAGAGAUACGGAGGCUAAAAUGAGCACGACGGGGAUGUGGUUUAAUACGGAGGGCGAGCAGAGACUAAAGGACUCUUACGCAACAGGCGAUACCCUGGUGUGCACUGAAAAGGCCUUGCAGCAGUUUGAUCUGUUUCUUAAAGAGUCUAAGGAGAAGCAGCAGCAAGCCUUGACCCUAGUGACGCAGGCAGAGGGAAUAGUCGCCCUAAGUGAUUCCAGUCCUGCAGUAGAUAUUUUUCGGACCCUGGCUUCUGCUCUGGCCAAAGAAUGCAGUAGUUUUCUGGAGAAGGUAGCCGGGUGUUACUCCGCUCAGACCCUGAGCACACUCCAGAUGUAUGAGGAGAGAUUAGGUGAUGAAUUCUCCACCCCACACUUCCAGGCAGUGAAAGCGCAGGCCGCUGCCGUGGGAUCAGGGGCGUCAUGGGGGAUAAGAGUGUGGAAUGCAGCCUGGGUGUUACGCCAAGAAGUCAGACGGCGUCUUGAGGAGAUGCAGAAGAAUGAGAAAGGCGUAGAUAAAAACCAGAUCCAACAGAGCACAGCUGUAAAUCCUCAAGGGAAAGAUGGGGGCGCUGAGAAGAUGGAGAAAAGGAGAGAGGUGGGGGAGGAUGAAAGCUCUGUGACCGAGCAGCUAACUUCUCAGACAGGGGCAGAUGUCUCAGAUAGAGAAGGAAUGACCACUACUGCUGAACCAAUCCACCACUGUUUAAAACCUGACUCAACAUGGAGUGGAGAAGAAGAAUCCCAAACACAAAAAUCACCCAAAUCACUGGUUAAAAAGGAUCAAAUGUCUCCUAUUACUCCACAAACAAACCACUGGAGUCCAGAUACCAAACAGAGGCCAAGAGAGCACCUCAGCGAGGCAGAUCUGAGGAGUGCAGACCCGGCUGAAGGGGGCAAUGAUUUUCCAAAACACCAACCUUUGGGUCGUUCCCGGAGCGAGGGCUCGUGUGUGAGCUCUCACUUGUCGAUUCUUUCUGGCUUUUUACCUUUGAAUGUGAGACACAAACACUGUCAGAUCAAGGCACCACCGCUGGAACCAAAUCUGCAGCUCGUCCAAAAUCUGCCCGUUUCCCAGAACGAGAGUUUACCGUCAGGAAACCUGAGCUGGGAGUCAAAAAGAGACAGCAGUGAGGCGGGUGACGGAUGUAAAGACUCCAACCGGGGCCCUAAAGACUUCAAGUCCCGAGAGACAUUACUCACACCAACAGAGAACAAUGGCGACAAUGUUUUGAAACUGCGGAGGAUCAUGGAGGAGCUGCUGUCCACAGAGAGGGAGUACGUGAAGGCUCUGGGUUACAUUCGAGAGCACUACUUCCCCGAGUUGGAGAGGGCCGACGUUCCUCAGGACCUCAGGGGCCAGAGGGGGAGCAUCUUCGGUAACUUAGAAAAACUCCAUGACUUUCACCGGCAUCAUUUCCUGAACGAGUUGGAGAGCAGUGUGAACGAACCCUUCAGGGUGGGACGCUGCUUUCUGAGACAUAAGGAGAACUUCGCUUUGUAUGCCCUUUACAGCAAGAACAAACCGCAGUCUGACUGUCUUCUCAUCAAUCAUGGACAGGCUUUCUUCAAGCAAAAGCAGCAGAUGCUGGGGGACAAGAUGGAUCUGUGCUCGUAUCUGCUGAAGCCUGUGCAGCGGAUCAGUAAGUACAGCCUGCUGCUGCAUGACAUGAUGAGAGAGUGUGGACCGGGACAAACCAGAGAGCUGGCUGAGGUCAAGGCCGCUCUGGAGGUCAUCCAUUUCCAGCUUCGCCAUGGCAACAACCUACUAGCAAUGGACGCCAUCCGCCAGUGUGAUGUGAACUUGAAGGAGCAGGGUCAAGUCAUACGUCAGGACGAGUUCUUGGUAACGUUCAGGAAGAAAAAAUGUUUCCGCCACAUUUUCCUCUUUCAAGAACUCAUCCUCUUUAGCAAGACCAGGAGGACAGAUGUAGGAAAUGACACCUAUAUCUACAAACAGUCAUUCAAGACAUCAGAUGUAGGCAUGACCCAAAACAGCGGUGACAGCGGCCUGUGCUUUGAGAUCUGGUUCAGGAAGAGGAAAACACAGGACACAUACACGCUUCAGGCCGUUAGCCGAGAGGUGAAGGAGGCCUGGACCAAAGACCUGGAGCGGAUCCUGUGGGAGCAGGCAGUACACAACAGAGAGGUCCGUAUGCAGGAGAGAGUCUUCAUGGGUAUUGGGAACAAGCCUUUCAUGGAUAUCCAGCCCAGUGAUGCAGCGAUCCAUGACAGAGCCGUCAACUAUGUUCAAAUGGGAAGAGAAAACAAGAUGCAGCCCACUGCAGGAUCAUGUAGUUCACAGGAUAAGCUUCUUGGCGGACGACCGAUAUCUGUUGGUUCAGUGAGCACUUCCUCUUCCUCUUCUUCCUCUGGGAGGGGUUCCCUGUCCCAUGUGGGAUACCUGUGUGAGUCAAAGAGGAGGGUUGUGUCAGGGGGCCUGGGAGGAUACAGAGCACCUCCUGGAGUUUUGGAGGAGGACGACCUGGACCAUGAGAGUGGGACUCACAACUUACUGUUGGACAGCUCUGAGUCGUCAGGAGAGAGUGUAAGCAACUUCAGCAGCUCCAGUCACAGCUACCACUCUGCUGCAGGAGGAGAGGUGGAGGACGCCUCCUCCCUCUGUGUCUCCACGAUCACUGUGAAGGAGGCAGCAGCUGCUCGAGCAGCUGAAGUCAUCCACAAACCAAGAGUGAGGGCAGGAUCCCCAGAAAAAACCCCACCACCAGUUGCACCCAAACCCAAACCACAGCACCAGACCAAGGCUGUGCCCUGUGGCAAGGUUCAGAACACGAGUGUUGGAAAAUCCACUGAAGUUUGACCUGUGAGAUACGGUACAAUAUUUUGAGGCUCCUGAGCGGUCUUUUGGUGCCACCAUUGAAGAUCCAACCAGCUGUUACUGUAAUCCAUUUCCACUCUGUAAAUAGAUGUUCUGUUUAAACUCACCACUUAAACAAUAGGUCGGAAACAUUUCUAUAACUGUACUGUACUUUGAACUUAUACUUGUGUUGAGUUUGUGUGUGCAUACCUGAUGUGGCUUAUUGUCGAGAAUACUCACAGCUCAUGCACAGGAUUCUAGAGACACUCCAGACUGUAAUUCAUAACCUAAUGCUAAAUGUUAAAGUGGUUAUAGAAUGGUGCUAAAGAAAACAAGCAGACUUUAAUAACUUCACCUGAUCCCAAAGGAGUUUCAUCAUGUCUUGUCACGGUCUGUGAAGAGUUUGCUUUUAAACGAUAAACACCAUAAUGCCAUCUUUUAUGUCGUAAACAUGUUGCCUUUUCUUCAGAUUUGUAAAACAUAAUAACAAUGUAUGUCUUACUUAUUACCUCUAAAAUGAAACACAUUCUUUCUUUUAAUUAACCGUUGUGUACAGAUUAAUAUGCUUACUGGUAUGCAGAUACUGAUCCACAUAACAGUUGUUUGGAUUUAUAUUUCAAAUACAGAAUAUUUGAAGUGA
This is a messenger RNA of Labrus bergylta (ballan wrasse), 6481 nucleotides long. The record is from RefSeq and is a predicted model, not a curated record. Lineage: Eukaryota; Metazoa; Chordata; Actinopteri; Labriformes; Labridae.